UUUUUUUUUACAUACCUUCUAUAUAUCUAUAUAUUUUUUUAUAAUGCCUAAAUCAAAGCGAAGCACAGUUGUGUCACUCACCAAAACUGACAAAAAAGGUUAUGAAGGAAAAGAAAAGUUGAUCGAACAAAUCCAAGAAUGUGUUGAUCGAUUCGAAUAUAUUUGGGUAUUCUCUGUCAAGGACAUGCGUAAUACCUUUUUGAAAGAAGUACGUAAUGAAUUGAAAUCAACAUCUCGCUUUUUUAUGGGACGUAAUCGAGUGAUGGCUAAGGCUUUGGGUACAACGCCAGAAGAAGAGUACAAGGAAGGAUUAGCAGGAAUUGCCAACGAAUUACAUAGUGAGGUGGGAUUACUGUUUACCAACAAAUCACCUGAAGAGAUCAAACAAUACUUUGCCAACUAUACACAACCUGAUUAUGCUAGAUCUGGUAACAUUGCUACGGAAACCGUGAUUAUUCCUGAAGGUCCUGUCAAACGUGGUGUUGAUCCUAUGCCUCACAAUAUGGAACCUUUGAUUCGAUCUUUGGGUAUGCCAACUUCUUUGAAAAAUGGUAUUGUUACAUUACAUUUCCCUUAUACUAUUUGUCGUGAAGGUGAAACUCUCUCAACAAAUCAAGCACAUCUUUUGAAAUUAUUUUAUCAUCAAUUGGCUGAAUUCCGUGUAGAUUUGACAUGUUAUUACCACAAAGGACAAGUCAUUCCUGUUGACAAUUAAAUAGACUCUUUUUUUUUUUCCUUCUCUAGCUUAGUUUCUCUUUCUUACAUCUUUAUUAUCACUUUUUUUUUGGACAUAUCCCAUUUUGCAUUUUCAUGAAAAUAGAUAAAUAAAUAAAAAUAUUCUCUCU
This is a messenger RNA of Halteromyces radiatus, 845 nucleotides long. RefSeq names its product ribosomal protein L10-domain-containing protein. Gene Ontology annotation, molecular function: RNA binding. Gene Ontology annotation, biological process: nuclear-transcribed mRNA catabolic process; rRNA processing; ribosomal large subunit biogenesis. The record is from RefSeq and is a predicted model, not a curated record. The coding region runs from base 44 to 715 and encodes 223 amino acids. NCBI's taxonomy places the organism in Eukaryota, Fungi, Mucoromycota, Mucoromycetes, Mucorales, Cunninghamellaceae. Gene Ontology annotation, cellular component: preribosome, large subunit precursor; nucleolus. The transcript is spliced from 4 exons.